Marmota monax (woodchuck) is the source of this 2220-nucleotide messenger RNA. Its product is annotated as leukocyte immunoglobulin-like receptor subfamily A member 6. Gene Ontology annotation, biological process: cytokine-mediated signaling pathway. Gene Ontology annotation, molecular function: inhibitory MHC class I receptor activity. The record is from RefSeq and is a predicted model, not a curated record. Lineage: Eukaryota; Metazoa; Chordata; Mammalia; Rodentia; Sciuridae.
AGAACCCAGGCCUGACCCAGCUGGAAAUGAGAACCAGGCUCCUGGGGAGGGCAGUUCCCCUUCCUGUGGGCAGCUGAUGUGACAGCACUUUGACGGGCAGGACACCGCCUCCAAGUGGCCACACCCUGUGUGUGUCUGUCCUCCAGGCUCUGUGACCUCCACUGGGACCACUGGGGAGAGACGCCAUGACCCCCACCCUCACGGCCCUGCUCUGCCUGGGGCUGAGUCUGGGCCCCGGGACCCGAGGGCAGGCAGGGACCCUCCCCAAGCCCACCCUGUGGGCUGAGCCAGGCUCUGUGAUCGCCCGCGGAAGGCCAGUGACCAUCUGGUGUGAGGGGCCCCUGGGGACCCAGGAGUACUAUCUGCAUAAAGAAGGACAUGCACAGCCUUCCAGAGAGUCUCCGCUGGAGCCAGAGAACAAGGCCAGGUUCCCCAUCCCAUCCAUGACCGAGUAUCAUGCAGGGAGAUAUCAAUGCUACUAUCACAGCCCUGCUGGGUGGUCAGAGCGCAGUGACCCCCUGGAGAUGGUGGUGACAGGAUUCUACAGCAAACCCAGGCUCUCAGCCCUGCCCAGCCCUGUGGUGACCUCAGGAGGGAACGUGACCCUCCAGUGUGGCUCAGGGCAGAGAUAUGACAGGUUUGUUCUCACCAAGGAAGGAGGACACAACCUCACCUGGACCCUGGACUCACAGCUACACCCCAGUGGGCAGGUCCAGGCCUUGCUUCCUAUAGGCCUGGUGACCUCUGGUCAGAGGUGGAAAUUCAGAUGUUAUGGAUAUUACAGGAGCACCCCCCAGCUGUGGUCAGUUCCUAGCGACCCCCUGGAGCUCCAGCUGUCAGGGGUGUCCAGGAAGCCCUCCCUCCUGACCCAGCAGGGCCCUGGAGAGAACCUGGCCUCUAGCAUCACUGAUGUGGACUAUGACAGAUUCACUCUGUCCAAGGAGGGGACACAGGACCUCCCCCAGCGCCCUGCCCAGCAGCCCCAGGCUGGGCUCUCUCAGGCCGACUUCCUGCUGGGCCCUGUGAGCAGCUCCCACGGGGGUCGGUACAGGUGCUACAGUGGACAUAGUCUUUCCUCUGAGUGGUCAACCCCCAGUGGCCCCCUGGACAUCCUGGUCUCAGGACAGCUCCCUGUCACACCCUCCCUCUCAGUGCAGCCUGGUCCCACAGUGUCCUCAGGGGAGAACGUGACCCUGCUGUGUCAGUCACUGAUCAAGAUGGACACUUUCCUCCUGUGCAAGGAGGGGGUAGUUGACAGCCCAGCCGCCAUGUUUAAGAUCAGAGCUUCAAGCUCCACUCCCAGGCACAAUCCUCCGUGAGGGCUGUGAGCUCAGCCCCUGCUGGGCGGGGGCACCUACAGGGACGGAUUCUGUCCUUCCCACUUCUCCUGGGAGGCUGGCUCUCUGGGAAGGCCUUUCCCUCCAGCCCUGGGCUCCCCAUCUGAACAGGGGAGCUGCCUGACCUGAGCACCAAUCCUGGUUCCUGGCCUCUGGGCUCCUGGGCAGCGGGUCCUGGAGCCGGUCCUGUGCAGCCCUCCCUGGGCCUGCACCGCUGCUCUCAGUGACUGUGUCUGUGAGGAUGGAAGCACCAAGGUGGGGAGCAGGGCCAUCCUCAGCUGCCCAGGGCUCGGCUUGGAAAGCAGAGACACAGCAUUUUGGAAACAACAAAGAUUUAUCAAACUCUCCUGGUUGAGAACCUCCCCUCCGUGGGUCACACAAAAUCACUCAGAUUUUACUCUGAGCCACCGCUACACACAGCUCUGCAUGACCCCUCGCCUCCAGCAGGUGGGCAGGGACCUCCGGGAAACAGGGCCAGUGGUGGGGCCAGCAGCCAGCGGGGGGUCCCCUGAGCAGCUCUUAUUUCUCAUUUCUGAGCCCGCAAGAUGCAGCCCUCACCCCACCUGCAGGGUCCCUGGGCCCUCUCAGGUCACCGCGGAGGCUGCUCAGGCCACAGUGGGGUGUGGUGGGGGUGAGGCUGGAGCCCCCACAGGACACGGUGUCCCAGGCAGGGAGGCCACUGGGCUCCUCAGGGAUCACCUGGUGGCCUCAGGGCACACCUGAGACUAAGGAGGGCCCUGCUCCCUGGAGCCACUCCAACGUCACCCUCUGCAGCAGAACUCUCUCCAGUCUGUUUUCUCUCCCUUUCUAAAACUUUUGAAGCUGAAAAUUUAGCUUGAGAUAUUUGGAUUUAUAGCUUAAAAAUAAAGAAAUUCUACUCCAA